This is a messenger RNA of Musa acuminata AAA Group (dessert banana), 1229 nucleotides long. RefSeq lists its product as uncharacterized. The coding region runs from base 597 to 1229 and encodes 210 amino acids. The record is from RefSeq and is a predicted model, not a curated record. NCBI's taxonomy places the organism in Eukaryota, Viridiplantae, Streptophyta, Magnoliopsida, Zingiberales, Musaceae. Gene Ontology annotation, molecular function: protein binding. The transcript has 2 exons.
CAAGUGAAGUGAGCCAUCCUACAGUGGAUUUCACUAUAUAUCAUUCCACUGAGUGUCCUAAGAAGCAUAUAUGAUAGCAGUAUGCAUGGCUCAUUCUUUGAUUAUUGCAGGAAAAAGCCACUUAAAUGGAUAAUUUAGUUGAAAGUUAUGCUAACUCCUACUUACACCAAGUAAAGCUAGUUAGUGCAGAAUGUGGACACUGAUCAAUGAAGUCAUGUACAGGUGGUGAGAGUGGCAAAGAGUUAGAUUUUGGUGGCACGAAAUCAUUUAGGGAGUUGUUUUAGAUGGUGAGAACUUCAGCAUUUAAAGCCACACUAUUCAACUAUUAAUGCAAGGUCUGCCCUCCUUUUAAAUAGGGUUGGAUGAAGACAUUUAAGAACACUCUUUAAUAUUUGCACCCUCUCCUGCACGAUCCAAUAUAUCAAAAGGAUGUGAGAAGCUUCCAUUUUCUGUUCAUUCCCUCCCUCCCAUCCCUUCCUCUUCUUCCUCCCCCUCCCCAAAGUUCUCUCUCUCUCAUAUUUUUCAUUCUUUUUUUGUAGCAACCCAUGCUUCUUUUGCUUUAUGCAUAUGUAGAUUCUUCACUAGGCUAGUUUUGGAUGAUCAAAGGGUUUCUACAAAGUUCUCAGAAUCAAUCCAACUUAAUGGGAGAGAAUCAAAAGCUGAGCAAGGGGAGAGGCUGGAGACUGAUGGAUCAGACCCGGCUAUCAUUAGGUCCACAUGCAUCGAUCUUAAGCCAGAAGACACACAGCUUAUCUUCAGAAUCAGAUGGAAAUGUUGGAAGGAAGAGAAAACAAAUUUGUCAUGAGGUUUCAAGCCCAACUAGCAUUGAGCUUCAGCUUAAUGAUCCCUUGCCACUUGAAUGGGAACAAUGCCUAGACCUACAAUCUGGAAGGAUGUACUAUUUGGACAGGAAAACCCUGAAGAAAAGUUGGAUCAGGCCCAAGGAACAUGAACUAGAUUUGGAUCUCAACAUCUCAUCCUUCUCAAGCUCAGAAGAGCAAUCCAACUUGACAAAUUCAGAUGAAGCAAAGAAGCAACCUAAUUCAUGUGGCAGCAUGGUCGCGGUAGUCUGCAUCAACUGUCAUCUCCUCGUCAUGCUCUGCGAGUCAUCUCCUUCAUGCCCCAACUGCAAGUUCAUGCACUCGCCACUACCAUCUGCAAUGCUGCAAGCGCCUCCUCGGAAGCUCAAGGCUGUCAAGCCAUUGGAAACCCUACAUCUCCUACAUUAG